AUGAUUUUCGAUGUACUACUGAAUGGUCGCGUCGAGUACAGCGUCAAGUUCUUCGGUUCCCAGGAAGUCAAAGAAGCUAAAGGUACAAAAGCGAUACGCGACGCGAUCCAUGCAAUACAGUUUCAAAAUGGGGUGAAACGUUUUGAAUCCACACAAGCAGGAGCUAAACUUCAAAAAGUUGACAUUCAAAUCAAUGUGGAAGGGGUUACGAUAGUCGACUACAAGACGAAGAUGGCACUUCAUCGCUAUCCCCUUCAGAAGAUAUCGUUUUGUGCCGACGACAAGCAGGACAAACGUAUUUUCUCGUUUAUCGCGAAGUCACAAUCAGAUCCGGACAAGCAUGAGUGCUUCGUAUUUCUUAGUGAUAAGAUGGCUGAACAAAUCACAUUGACUGUGGGGGAGGCGUUCGAUUUGGCGUAUAAGAGGUACUUGGACAAGAACAGAACUUCGCUGGAGAAUCAGAAGCAGGUGUUCGUCCUUCGAAAAAGAAUAGCUGAAUUGGAGGCCGAAAAUCAAGUGCUCAGUCAACGGCUGGCUGAAGCGAUUAGAGCAAAUAAAACUCCGCAGCUAUCACUUCUCGACACACCUGCUUUACCAUCAACUCCAAUGCCAUCUGGUCCACCUCCGGGAUUAGUGCAGAAUGCUGUCUAUUCUACACCUCACAACACACAAGUGCUGCCGAACGAUCCUUUCAUUGGCCUUGUCACUGCUCCAUCCGAGUUCGCACCGACUGUUAAUACUAACACUCAGCUUAAUGGCCAUAACAUUCCACAAACCGUUAGCUACUCACCAUCGGGACCGGCUCCAUCGCUUGCUCCACCUCCAUGUCCCGUUCCGACACUCGCUCCUCCCCCACCUGUUGCCCCACGCAGGAAUCCACCUGCUCGUGCGAACACAGUGCCUGCUCCAGAGGUCGGUCGAAGACUUCAAAACUUACAGUUGGACAAUAUGGAGGAUGUAUUCGAUGACAACUUUGAUCCUCGUGCGAAUAACAAAUCGAAGGAGAACAAGGAGUAUGAUCCGUUCGGUGAUGAUUUCCUCGACAAUGUUCUGCGACUUGGCGACGAGGCAGGACGCUCAACAAUGGCACAAAUUGAUGCAGCGCAACCCACAGCGGCAGACUUCCAAAAGAUGAUCGACAAAGUUGAUAAAAGGCUAGCCGAGAUGUCAACGGGCUUUUCCGAAGGACAUCUGGAGAUGGGCCAAGUGUCCCCAGGUGAAUCGCUUGGUGACUUGGAGGAGAACGAGUAUGGAACACCGGUGGAUAAAGUGAACAGUGUUGUGAUGACGGGUAAAAAAGCCUAG
Messenger RNA from Ostertagia ostertagi, 1305 nucleotides. The record is from the annotation of a GenBank genome assembly. NCBI's taxonomy places the organism in Eukaryota, Metazoa, Nematoda, Chromadorea, Rhabditida, Trichostrongylidae.